This is a messenger RNA of Planococcus citri (citrus mealybug), 2085 nucleotides long. RefSeq names its product venom carboxylesterase-6-like. The transcript is spliced from 10 exons. The record is from RefSeq and is a predicted model, not a curated record. NCBI's taxonomy places the organism in Eukaryota, Metazoa, Arthropoda, Insecta, Hemiptera, Pseudococcidae. The coding region runs from base 800 to 1999 and encodes 399 amino acids.
GAGUACCUAGGUACAUAUAACGGAGAAAUAAAAAUGAAAAAUAAAUAAACAAUUUACCUACAAACGUUUAUCUAAACAUAGAACGGUUCAAUUGCCAUGAGUGACAAGGUCAAGCGCAUUUGGAAGAGUGAAUAUGAACAAUCGGUACCUACCUAUAGCCAUAAAUAAAUAAGUAUUUAAAAUAGCAAAAUUGUACCUAUUGCAUCAAGCAGAUAAAUGUAGUCAAGAGGUGUCACCAAAAAUCUCAUUUUCGAAACUCAUUGCACAAUAUUAUAUUACGAUUUCCCAACAUGUUGAAAUGUGUUUCAAGAUGAUCAAAUUCGUACGUACAUAUCUAAUCAAUGGAAACUUACUAUAAAUUCUGAGCAUACGGCUACUAUCCUUCUGUUAAAGUCAAAGAAGGAUCACUGCUGGGAACAUCCUAUACUUUAUCGAAUGGUCGAGAAGUACACGCGUUUCUUGGAAUACCUUAUGCUUCCCCACCUAUUGGAGAUGACAGAUUUAAGGAACCAAAACGUCUUAAACCUUGGAAAGGGAUCAGAGAUGCGACCUCAAUGGGCAAUCAAUGUGUACAAAAAUUAUAUUCAUUUAAAGAUAAUACUGCUGAAGUGAUCGGGGAAGAAGACUGCCUGUUCCUAAACGUAUUCACUCCCAAGUUGGCUGAUGAAAUGAAUCUAGAAGACGAUUUAAUGAACGUUCUGGUUUACAUCCAUGGAGGAGGAUUCAUCGCUGGAAGUGGUAAUGACGUGUAUAUCCGGAUCAUAUUUCACAAAUCGAUGAUAAUAUCGUAUUCGUCAGCAUGAAUUACCGACUGGGGGAAUUAGGUUUUUUCAGCGCUAAUCACUCUUCAGCGCCAGGAAAUAAUGGACUGAAAGAUCAAGCCGAAGCUUUACGAUGGGUUCACCGUAAUAUUCAUCACUUCGGAGGCAAUCCUGCCAAAGUAACCAUAUAUGGAUGUUCAGCAGGAGGAGCCAGUGUUCAUUAUCAAAUGAUAUCUCCAACUACCAAUGGACUUUUCCAAAGUGCAAUUUCAUCUAGUGGGGCGGUACCUUUACCUUGGUCAUUGCAGACUCAUGAUGUUCUACAUAUGUCUAGAGAACUGGCUUCGUCACUGAAUUGUGUUUACGAGGAGGUAAACACAAUGAUGGCAUGUUUAAGGAAUAAAUCUGUUAAUGAGAUAAUGGAUCAAGUAAACGUGAAAUUGACAAAAGGAGGAUACCCUACGAAUUUCCCCAUCAGUGCGGUGAUUGAAGUACCACAUCGUGGAGCGUUUCUAUCCGAGCACCCCCUUACUUUGAUGAGAAAGGGUAGAAUAAAACAUAUACCUUGGCUGAUCACUAUGGCUGAAAGUGAAGGAGCCACUUUCGACAUCACAGACAUGUUUUUCAACAAAACUAAAUUAAAUGAAGUAAAUUCGUAUUGGAAUGAGAUUAUGCCGGUGAUAUUCAAGUAUAAAAAUAUAAAAUCCGAGUACCAAAAAGAUUAUAUUAGUGCUGCAAUACGAAAGUAUUAUUUGAAAAAUGAACUUUUGUCGAAUCAAACAGCCAGGCGUUUCUUUCAAGCUCUAGGAGAUCGCAUUUUUUACAAUGGGAUAAUUGAAACGACGAAAUUAUAUUCCGCAGCUUCCUUAGGAGACACGUAUUGUUAUAAAUUGUAUUACAGAGAAACACCUUCUCAUCCAGAAAGUAAUAGAAAAAACUACGGUUGUCUCCAUUGCGAUGAUGAAUCUUACAUAAUAAAAUACGAUACUGAAAAGUUCGAGUGGAAGAUCAAGAAGGAUCCAGACAUGCGAAGAUUGCUAACAUCAAGCAUUGUUGCUUUUAUGAAAAACGGAAAUCCAAACAAUCCAGAAGUGGAGCUGAAAUGGGAACCUAUUUCUAAAAAUGGUGUUAUGAGCUGUUUAGGGAUUUAUUCGUACACUGUUCAAAGAAUGGAAGAUAUUGAGAAUUACAAUACAACUCGCUUUUGGAAGAGUCUUCCGCUGAUGCCAAUUUAUUAAUCGGACGAUGCGAUGUAAAUUUUUAAUUUUUUUCAUAUUGAAAAAUGUCGAAACAAAAACGAACUGAAUUAAACUGUUAGUUCCCA